AUGCUGUUGAUGCUGCUUGCUGACAGCAUAAAGAAGGAGGUGAUCCGUUGUCUGCCUUCUCUACGUCGCGUAAUAUGUUGGGGUUUAUAUAAAAGCUACAAUACAUAUUCAGAGGGGGAGAAGCGAAAGGCUGAGGAAUGUAUAGAGUUGCUGCAGCAGCAGCUGCAGCAGAGCCAGCAGCAACAGUUGCAGCUGCAGCAGCUGCUAGAUAAAGCGCACGCAGAAGCAGCGGAAGUAUCGGGUAUAGGACGGUGCAUUCAGUCUCUGGCGAAGCAAAAAAACAAAAACGCAGAAAUACAGCAAAAAGCAAAAGCUCUCAUCAGCAGCUUGAAGGAGAGAAUUGCUGCUGCUUCUCAGCAGCAGCAGCAGCAGGAACAGCAGCAGCAGCAGCAGCAGCAGCAGCAGCAGCAGCAGCAACUGCAGCAGCAGCGAGAACUGCAGCAGAUGCAACAGCAACAGCAACAGCUGCAGCUGCAGCAGAAAAAACCAAUCCCGCAGCAGCAGCAAGCAAACAAACAGCAGCAUCUUUCGGCUCAACAGCUGCAGCAGCAGCAGCAGCAGCAGCAGCAGCAACAGCAGCACGAACUGCAACAACAGCAGGAAAAGCAGCCGCAGCACCAGCAAGAACAGCAGCAGCAGCAGCAGCAGCAGGACAACGAGCAGGAACAGCAGCAGCAGCAGCAGCAGCAGCAGCAGCAGCAGCAGCAGCAGCAGCAGCAGCAGCAGCAGCAGCACAGCAGCAGGAGCAGCAGCAGCAAAAGCAGCAGUGAGAAACUGCAGCAGAUGCAGCAGCAACAGCAACAGCUGCAGCUGCAGCAGAAAAAACUAAUCCCGCAGCAGCAGCAAACAAACAAACAGCAGCAUCUUUCGGCUCAACAGCUGCAGCAGCAGCAGCAGCAGCAGCAGCAGCAGCAGCAGCAACAGCAGCAAGUACUGCAGCAACAGCAGGAAAAGCAGCAGCAGCAGCAGCAAGAACAGCAGCAGCACGAAGACGAGCAGCAGCAGCAGCAGCAGGACAACGAGCAGGAAGAGCAGCAACUGCAGCAGCAAGAACAGCAGCAGCAGCAGCAGCAGCAGCAGCAGCAGCAGGAUGACGAUGAAGAGAUGCAAUGCUCCCCCUAA
Messenger RNA from Eimeria mitis, 1122 nucleotides. RefSeq lists its product as uncharacterized. NCBI's taxonomy places the organism in Eukaryota, Apicomplexa, Conoidasida, Eucoccidiorida, Eimeriidae. The record is from RefSeq and is a predicted model, not a curated record. The transcript is spliced from 5 exons. The coding region runs from base 1 to 1122 and encodes 373 amino acids.